Molecule: messenger RNA, 1451 nt
Organism: Chenopodium quinoa (quinoa)
Lineage: Eukaryota; Viridiplantae; Streptophyta; Magnoliopsida; Caryophyllales; Amaranthaceae
Product: DEAD-box ATP-dependent RNA helicase 51-like
Exons: 11
Coding region: 8-1444 (478 amino acids)
Biological process (GO): maturation of LSU-rRNA from tricistronic rRNA transcript (SSU-rRNA, 5.8S rRNA, LSU-rRNA)
Cellular component (GO): nucleolus
Molecular function (GO): nucleic acid binding; ATP binding; RNA helicase activity
Source: RefSeq, a predicted model, not a curated record
CCCUAAAAUGGUAAGACGGAAACGGCCAUACGGCGACGAAUCAGAAGCAGAAGUUGAAAGAGAAAAUAAUGGCGGGAAAGUUGAAAAGAAAAGGAGUAGUGGUGAGGUUGGAAUAAUGAGUGAUGAAUCUUUCUUUGCUCUACCACUUUCCGACCCUACUAAAACUGCUAUUAAGGAUAUCGGCUUCUCUAACAUGACACAGAUUCAAGCCAGAGCUAUACCUCCUCUCUUGGAAGGCAAAGAUGUGCUAGGAGCUGCAAGGACUGGUUCUGGUAAAACCCUUGCCUUUCUUAUUCCAGCUGUGGAAUUGCUGCAUCAGACACGUUUUACUCCUCGUAAUGGUCUUGGUGUUGUUGUUAUUUGUCCAACCAGGGAGCUUGCUAUUCAGUCACACGCUGUUGCUAAAGAACUUCUGAAGCAGCAUUCACAAACCCUUGGCUUGGUCAUUGGUGGUGCAGCCCGAAGGAGAGAAGCAGAAAAACUUGCCAAAGGUGUUAAUCUUUUAGUGGCAACUCUCGGACGCCUUCUUGACCAUCUUCAAAAUACUAAGGGCUUCAUAUACAAAAAUUUAAAGUGCUUGGUGAUUGAUGAAGCUGACAGGAUUCUGGAGGCUAAUUUUGAAGAAGAGAUGAGGCAGAUACUAAAAAUUUUGCCAAAGGAACGGCAAACAUCUCUUUUUUCAGCCACCCAAACUCAGAAGGUGGAGGACCUUGCACGCUUGUCAUUCAAGUCUAGUCCUAUCUACAUUGAUGUUGACGAAGGGAGGACUAAGGUUACCAAUGAAGGACUACAGCAGGGCUAUUGUGUUAUUCCUAGUGAUAAGAGACUUAUCCUUCUCUAUUCGUUUCUGAAGAAGAAUCUGACUAAGAAAGUCAUGGUUUUCUUUUCUUCCUGCAUGUCAGUAAAAUUCCAUUCAGAACUCUUCAAAUAUAUUCAGAUUGACUGCUUUGAUUAUUAUGGGAAACAAAAGCAGAACAAGAGAAUUACAACAUUUGACGACUUCAGCAAAGCAGAAAAAGGCAUACUUUUUUGCACUGAUGUUGCUGCUCGUGGACUUGAUAUUCCUGGUGUGGAUUGGAUUGUGCAGUAUGAUCCUCCAAAUGCCUCAACGGAUUAUGUUCAUAGGGUUGGACGAACAGCUCGUGGGGAAGGUGCAAAGGGUAAUGCUUUGCUUUUUCUUAUUCCAGAUGAGCUGCAGCUUCUUAGUUAUUUGAAGAGUGAGAAGAUUCCUGUAAAAGAGUAUGAUUUUGAUACAAAGAAGCUGGCAAAAGUGCAGUCGGUUCUGGAGAAAUUGGUAUCAAAUAAUUAUUACUUGAACAAGUCAGCUAAAGACGCAUUCAGGACCUAUAUAUCAUCAUAUAGCUCACAUUCCAUAAAAGAUGUGUUUGAUGUACACAAACUUGAUCUACAGGUAAUACUUUUUUCUUUUGUAUUAUUAGAAUAGGGCUGAU